Messenger RNA from Aplosporella prunicola CBS 121167, 2279 nucleotides. RefSeq lists its product as uncharacterized. Gene Ontology annotation, cellular component: nucleus. Lineage: Eukaryota; Fungi; Ascomycota; Dothideomycetes; Botryosphaeriales; Aplosporellaceae. The transcript has 4 exons. The coding region runs from base 264 to 2177 and encodes 637 amino acids. The record is from RefSeq and is a predicted model, not a curated record. Gene Ontology annotation, molecular function: copper ion binding; RNA polymerase II cis-regulatory region sequence-specific DNA binding; DNA-binding transcription factor activity, RNA polymerase II-specific. Gene Ontology annotation, biological process: positive regulation of transcription by RNA polymerase II; intracellular copper ion homeostasis; intracellular iron ion homeostasis.
GCGCGCCACUCUUUACCUGGGUGACCGGGCCGCUUGGUGGUGCAAAUCUGCUCGUUUCUUCUCAUCUCUUCACUCCAGACGCUUAUCCCUUGUAUUCCAAGCUCUUGCGUCCACUAGGCGGGUAAGGCUCCAACCCCCGUCUGGCCACGAGACGACCAACUUGCGAGUGGAACCCCAAAGGCUGCGCUCCCCUUGUCUGGCAACAUUGUUUGGACCGAUGAGCGUGCCUCGUUCCGUGGUACAACGACGACUUGGUUGAAGUCAUGCCUUGGGUGACAAUAAACGGCGAGAGAAAGAAGGUUGCUUGCGGACCAUGUAUCCGAGGUCAUAGAUCAACGACCUGUAACCAUACAGACCGCGUUCUGCUUGAAGUCCGCAAGCCGGGUAGGCCCCUGAGCACCUGCCCUCAUCCAGCGGGAAAGUGCAGCUGUGAGCGGCUUGUCAUCAACUACACUAUCCCCCGAGCGUCGGAAUGUGCCUGUCCAGGAGACGAUGGCGCUUCAACUCCUGUCGUAGAGACUUCUACACCUUCUGUUAGCUCUGCAAACCGAGUUCAGAAGAAAAAUAAAAAAACAACCAACACUCGCAAUCCAGUCACCCUGGAAAAAGCGAUACAGGAUAUCGAGAACCUCGAACAACAGUUUAAGAUCACUCCCACAAAGUCAUGCUGCAGUACGAAGCUGGCCGCAUCGACCCCUGCAAGCAGCAAUGCUGCAUCUCCGCCUUCUACGAAUGGCACGGAUUCGCCUAGGGCCGAUAGUGAUGUUAACCGCGGAAAUGAGACGAAUGGUGGCCCGCCAAAACCGGAUUUGACAUCAGAGGAAAAGCCAUUGCGAGUGCAACUCGAGACCAUAAGAGGGAACUUCACUUCGACAAGCUCGGCAGGCAGCUGGGGUUACGGGGCAUUUGGUGAAAUUCAGAACGCAGCGCCUGUAGUGGAGAAGACCUCAGAAAACAAAGGAAGUUGUUGCAAAGGAAAAGGCAAGACUUCUGCGGAACAACUGCCAGCACCAGAACCCAAGUCAACCUCUAGCUCUUCGGCAUCUAGCGCCGGUGGCAACGGAGCUCCUCAGGCUUCUAAUGGGAUCGGCCUUGGAAUACAAAAUCGACAACAGCCGUUCGGAGUAGGUCAUCAGUAUCCAAACUUCAUGCGCCCAGACCAAUUUGGUACCCAACCACACAACGGACCUUUCACCAACGGCGGAUCUGGUCUGGAUCCCGGUUAUACGACGAUGAAUGCCGGCAUGAAUGGCUACUCAAUUCCCUAUGCUAAUUUACGCCACGAGGGAGUUGGAUCCGGGCGUACAUCUGCUAUUGGCAACGACACCGUUGGUGGAGCUCAGCACGAUUUCAGACACGACUGUACCUGUGGUGACUCUUGUGCCUGUCUAGGAUGUGCGGCACACCCUAGGAACGAUACUACUAUGCGCUACAUCCGCGAAAUCACGGAUUUCAUGGUUCACUCACCGUAUUAUGAUUCUAUGUCAAUGUUAAACCACCAACAAGCGCAGUACCAACCCAGCUAUCCCGUACAAAACUCACCCUCCUCUACCAUACCUGGACAUACCCCUGGAGUCGGCGGUCUUCCAUAUCAUCGAGCCUACUUCAACCCCUCGGGAGUCGGUGUUGGUUACCAGCACGGAGCCUCUGGAGGGUCACUGUGGCAACAGCAACAACCGCCGUCGUCAAACACCUCGUUGCAAGCAACGCCGACUUCUGAAUUACAACAAUUUCACCUCGGAACACAAGAGAACGUACAGCGUAAUGUGGGUCAGCAACCUUACUAUUCUCCUCAGCAGCUGCCUUCGCAGUUCCAGCGAAGAAACACCUGUGAUUCGUAUACAACGACAACACCAUACGAGCAGGCAGCAACUCCACCAAACACUGGGGAUGACACACCGAUACUUUCACCUUCGUCUUUCUUUCUACAACAAUUAGAACUUCCCGGUUGCGACGACCUCACCGGCGCGUGUCGCUGUGGCGACGGAUGCCAAUGUGUCGGCUGCCUCACUCACGGGGGUCAUGAUGGCGUUCCGCUCGAGAGGCCAUCAAGUACCAGAGCUGCCCAUUCUUCUGGCGCAGCUGGUACGGGCUUUGCUCCUGCACCGGCAUAUCCACUACAAUCGCAAGCGCGGUAUGACGCUCCACGUGAUGGCUGCUGUGGUUCAUCCGGAUAAGGACUAUGGGAGAAUGUUAGAAAGUGCGAUAGGCGCAUCGACGAAAAUAAUUUUUCAGCGCUCCAGGAUUGGGCGCAAUCUGGUCCAACAGGAACUGUGAGG